Molecule: messenger RNA, 1047 nt
Organism: Bicyclus anynana (squinting bush brown)
Lineage: Eukaryota; Metazoa; Arthropoda; Insecta; Lepidoptera; Nymphalidae
Product: facilitated trehalose transporter Tret1-like
Exons: 5
Coding region: 71-994 (307 amino acids)
Biological process (GO): transmembrane transport
Cellular component (GO): membrane
Molecular function (GO): transmembrane transporter activity
Source: RefSeq, a predicted model, not a curated record
CGCAUGUGGUUGGUUAUCGAACUCAGUAGGAAGGAAGCCAUGCUUAAUAGCUGGAGGCGUUCUAGCGAUAAUGGGUUCAGCUGUGCUGACUGCUGCACAGAACAUAGCAAUGCUGUGCUGUGGGAGAUUGCUACUGGGCUUCUCUGGGGGCAUUAUUAACGUUAUGGUUGUCGUUUACAUCGGUGAAAUUGCUUCUACCCACAUAAGAGGUGUUCUUCUGACAGCGAUUGGUAAUGAUGACAAAGCAACAGAAGUAUUGCAAGACUUGGGCAGAGCAGAUGACGUCGAUAAAAUAUUAGAAUCUAAACAAGAAUAUACAGAGAGAAGUAAUAAACAAGACUGGAAAGAACUCUUUGACAUGAAAACUAACAGAAAAGCAUUGUUUAUUGCUGCUACUAUUAAUGUAUUACAAAACUGCAGUGGACUGUUGUCUGUGGUUUAUUUUUCGGCUUCGAUAUUUGAAAUGGCAGAAUCUUCUAUACCAUCGAAUAUAUCUAUGAUUAUUAUUGUGGGAUUUCAGUUAUUGGGGAGUAUUAUUACCCCAUUUUUUGUUGAGAGGACUGGGAGGAAAAGGAUAUUGUCUCUAUCUUGCGUUGCUUGUUGUAUUAGUAUGUUUGUUCUGGGCUUGUACUUUUAUUUGAACGAGUUAGAAAGUCCAGUAAUCGACAAUCUCAAAUGGUUGCCGCUUGUUGUCCUAGUUGUAUAUUUCAUCAGUUAUAACUUCGGUUACGGCAUAAUCCCACACAUAAUAAUCGGUGAAUUGUUCACGCCGAAUGUUAGAAGCAACGGUUCUACCCUCUCGUUUAGUAUCGCAUGGGUUUUCGGGUUCAUCGUGAACACUGUCUUCGGGAUGGUGUUGGAUACCGUUGGGGGACACUCUGCCUUCUGGUUCUUCGCCAUUGUAUGCGCUUGCGCAUGUGUGUUUACUAUAUUCUAUGUCCCCGAAACUAAGGGGAAGAGUUUGUUAGAGAUUCAAGAACUUUUAAGUAGAUAGUUUUUCUAUCAUUUAUUUAUAUGUCAUUUUGUACAAAAUAUAAUACAAAACAC